This is a messenger RNA of Plasmopara halstedii, 198 nucleotides long. RefSeq lists its product as uncharacterized. The transcript is spliced from 2 exons. The record is from RefSeq and is a predicted model, not a curated record. Lineage: Eukaryota; Oomycota; Peronosporomycetes; Peronosporales; Peronosporaceae. Bases 1 to 198 code for a protein of 65 amino acids.
AUGACGACGGAGAGUGAGCUACUCUCUCUUAGAGCCAAGUUUGCAGCCGAUACUGGGAUAUACCAAACCCGGAUGCGCUGUCGAAGCUACGCCAUCACAUUGGGUACCCCAGCGGCACCAAAACGGCUAUUUAUAUUUGACGAGCUCUAUCACUUAUUAAUCCCACAUUACCCACACGAUAAUCUUGCAUUCUCUUAG